This is a messenger RNA of Trichophyton benhamiae CBS 112371, 1878 nucleotides long. RefSeq lists its product as uncharacterized. The record is from RefSeq and is a predicted model, not a curated record. The transcript has 3 exons. Gene Ontology annotation, cellular component: spliceosomal complex. The coding region runs from base 1 to 1878 and encodes 625 amino acids. NCBI's taxonomy places the organism in Eukaryota, Fungi, Ascomycota, Eurotiomycetes, Onygenales, Arthrodermataceae. Gene Ontology annotation, molecular function: mRNA binding. Gene Ontology annotation, biological process: mRNA processing.
AUGCAGCUGCAACCGCCGACAAAGGAUGAAAUUGUACGCACGAUUUUUGUUAGUGGUAUAACUGAAGGCACAGGUGGUGACGAAGGCGUUGAACGCAUUCUGCGAUCGGCGGGUAACCUCAGGCGCUGGAUUCGGGCAACUGAUGCGGACAAUAAGCCUUGCAAGUUUGGUUUUGCAGAGUACGAGGACCCAGAAAGUCUUAAUACUGCUGUCGAGGUGCUAAGGGAUAUCGAAGUUCCUGUCAACAAACAGCGGCCGUCUGACGGUGAAAAGGACGAUGAAGAAGUUGAAAUGAGUAAACUAAUGGUUGUUGUCGACGAUAGCUCCCUUAAAUACCUUGAGCAGUAUGAGUCCAACAAUACCCAAGAACCGGAAGCAGUACAUUCACGUCUCGAAACCGCGAGAAAGAAUCUUGCGGCUGUUUUAGCAGAACUUACCAACCCUUCUGCUCAAGUCAAAGGAGAGGGAGUGGAUAAGGAUGGUGAUACGGCGAUGGGUGAUGGAGAAAAGCAGGCUGAUGGUACUUCUGCUGAAGUGAUUACCAUUCCGAUCACUGUGGAGGAUGAGCUUUCAGAUAUCCCUGCUGAGAUGAGAGAAACUGUUGCAAAGGAGAUUGCGGCAUUCCGUGAAAGGAGCAAUCGUCGGGAUCUCGAGCGACUGAAGCGAGAAGAGGAGAUCGAGUCUCUAGAGCGAGCUAGGAAUGCUGGUCAUUCGCGUUCGAACAGACUGUCGUCUCCAUCGCGUUCAACGUCUGGCCCUGCUGGCGGCGCUAAUGGGAUUCCACUUGGGCCCCGUGAUAGAAGUGUACCAAAUGCCCCAUCUGGACCAAAGGGAUAUGGACACCAAAUUCCAAAGGACUACCAAAAGGGUGUAUCGUUUGUCAACAAUGAAACGGAGAUUAUUCCGGAAGAGGACGAUACUGAUGCAAGCGAUUCUGAGGUAGAAAGAAGGCACCAGGAGAAGCGAAAUGCAGAACUGGAGAAGCAAGCUUUAGAUCAGGAAAGACGGUGGCUAAACCGCGAAAGAAGCAGAACAGCUGCUGUGGAGAGAGAAAAGAAUCGAGAGCGGGAAGAAGGACAGCGUGCGGAAGAAGAGAAGCGAGCUAUGGCAAAACGGUUACGGGAGUGGAAUGAUGAUACGGAAGCAAGCCGGAAGGUAGAAGAAUACUAUGCUGACCGUGGAGUGUGGAUUCGCAAGCGUGCUACAUUCCGGAAUCGGGAGGCUGCCAUGGACGAAGCCGACAGAGCGGCCGAGGAGCGAGAAAAGGCUAAAGAAGCCCAGCAACAAGAACAAGCUCGCGGUAUGGCAGAAGACUUCCUCGCCCGCCAAGCUCAAGAGAUGGAAUCUCGCAGCCAGCCGCGCAAGGAGCCUCAGCGAUUCAAGUUAUCUCUUGGAGCCGCUGCUCAGAAAGCUCAACGAAGGACCGUUGCUGAGGUUGAGGGCCUGCUUGAAGACGAAGAAGAUUCCUCUGCAACUGCCAGACGCCCCCUUACAGAUAUCAAAUUCGAUUCUAUUGCCGAAACCGCAGGGCUCACUGAUGAAGAACGUGCUCAGGCUGCCAGGCAACUCGCAGCCGAGAUCCCUUCAGAUAAAGAAGGUCUCUGGCAGUGGGAUGUUAAGUGGGAGUUUGUGGACGAGGCAGUCCUUAGCGACCAGCUCAAACCUUUCGUUGAGAAGAAGAUCAUGGAGUAUCUCGGUGUCCAGGAACAGAUGCUGGUUGAUGUUGUGGAGGAACAUAUCCGGAAGCGAGGUAACCCUCAGGAUCUCGUGGAGCAGCUUGAAGGGGCACUUGACGAAGAGGCAGAGGUUCUGGUGAAGAAGCUGUGGCGUAUGAUUGUGUUCUUCUCUGAGAGCGAAAAGAGAGGCCUCUCAAGCUAG